AUGUUCGAGUCUCCUCUGAAACAGGCAGUCCCAUUUAUGGUUUGGUAUUUUGGCAGUAUGAAGCCAAUUCCACGAAAUUCCCCUUGGAAGAAAUCUCCUGGCAUGGGUGAAGAGAAAGUGCAGUGGUUGCCUGUUGUUCGAGAUCAACUCGUACCACGAAUCAAAUCACAUUUGCUGCCACCGAAGUCGCUGAGCGAUGCAGUCGUCUGUCUGGCCGAUCUUCAUGAUCUCUACAAAGUCUUCGAAAGAUGCUAA
Molecule: messenger RNA, 255 nt
Organism: Haemonchus placei
Lineage: Eukaryota; Metazoa; Nematoda; Chromadorea; Rhabditida; Trichostrongylidae
Source: the annotation of a GenBank genome assembly